AUGACAUCGAUUAACAUUAGUUCAAGUAAUUCGAUAUUAAGAUCAUUCACUCACUAUCUAUCAAAAUCAAAUCAUACUCAGCAUAGGCUACCAAUCAACUUCAAUCGAUCAACUUCAUCUUCAUCUCAUUCAAUCUCAUCUCAAUCAAAUCAAAACCAAUCAAAAUCACAUUCAAUCAAACCAACUGAAGCUGAAGUUGAUAUCUCUCUCUUUUCUCAUCUUUUGGAUCCUCAUCCAUCCGAAUCAGGUCCAUAUCAUCAAAUCUUCUUUGGUUCGAAACCACCAUUCGAACCUUUACCAGAUGAAGUAGUAAGACAAUCACUUGGAAAAGGUGGAAAUGAGAUGAUCAUCGAAUCAUUACCUCCCAACUCAUUAACCGAUCGUGACAUCAAAUCACUACACAAAUAUCCUUUGGUUGUCAAACGAGUGGUUAAUCAAACCGGGAAAGGAAAGAUUCCUAGUAUGUAUACUUUAGUGGUUGUUGGAAAUGGGAAUGGAUUGGUGGGGUAUGGUGAAGGAAAGAGUGAAACGAUUGGUGGAGCUUCGACAAAAGCUCUUAGAAAUGCUAUUAGGAAUUUAUCACCUGUGAACCUUUUUGAAGGACGUACGAUUCAUACGGAACUUCGAUCAAAGUUUCAUGCUACUGAAAUCGUCAUGAGACCUAGACCAGCUGGCUUUGGGUUACGUGUCAAUCCAUUUGUUCAUCAAGUGGCUAAAGCUGCAGGGAUUUCGGAUCUAAGUGCUAAAGUCACUCGAAGUAAUAAUCCGAUGAAUGUCAUCAAACUCACCUUGAUGAUGUUACAGAGUGGAAGUGCUCCGAUUGGUAUGGGAGAUGGAUUUGGAGGAAAAGGUAGACGGCUUGAAAAGGGGAUCGGGAUGCGUACUGGAGAUGGUCAGUGA
Messenger RNA from Melampsora larici-populina 98AG31, 900 nucleotides. RefSeq lists its product as uncharacterized. The transcript is spliced from 3 exons. Gene Ontology annotation, molecular function: RNA binding; structural constituent of ribosome. Lineage: Eukaryota; Fungi; Basidiomycota; Pucciniomycetes; Pucciniales; Melampsoraceae. Gene Ontology annotation, biological process: translation. Gene Ontology annotation, cellular component: ribosome. Bases 1 to 900 code for a protein of 299 amino acids. The record is from RefSeq and is a predicted model, not a curated record.